Molecule: messenger RNA, 553 nt
Organism: Spathaspora passalidarum NRRL Y-27907
Lineage: Eukaryota; Fungi; Ascomycota; Pichiomycetes; Serinales; Debaryomycetaceae
Exons: 1
Coding region: 30-485 (151 amino acids)
Source: RefSeq, a predicted model, not a curated record
UUAUCUUAUUAAACUAACAUACCAAUACGAUGCAAUUUAGUAUACUUUCACUUACAUUACUCUCGUUAUUCAAGUUGGCCACUGCUGACGAUUAUGAUGCAACUACGGUUGUCACCACUACCCCACACACUACAGAAGUCACUACUUUCGUAGCACAAGAAGACAUUUACGGAACAGUAUACAUAUAUACCAAUGAUGAUGGUCAAUUAACUACCCAAACCGUGCUCAAUACUCAAACAAACAGUUAUGAUCCAGCCACCACUACAACUUCCUCCUCAAGUUCAUCUGCUUCUAGUUCAACAACUGCUUCUUCAUACUCACUCUACAAUGACCCAGUCUCGGAAACUGAUACUACUACCCUGGAACCAACCCUCGUCAUCCCCGUGGGCGAUUACACUACAAGCACAAAGAUCUCCACAACCACCCUUGAUAAUGGAAAUACUGCCAUAGUGGAACUUGUUGUUUUAUAUACUUCAGACUGUUAGACCCUUAUGAUAUCUUUUUUAUUUCUUUUUAUACUUUAUAGAUAAUAAUGUAUGUUUUUUUUGGUUGG